AUGUUUGGAUUCGCCAAGAACCUGCUCAACACGAUGCUGGGCGAGGGCGAGCAGCCCGGAGGCCCCGGCGGGGGGCCCGGGGGGCCGCCGGGCCAUCAGGGGGGCCCCAUGGGCCACCAUCCCCCUGGAGGGCCCGGCGGCCAGCUCGGCGGCCAGCACCCGCAGCCCAUGCUGAUGCGUGGCCAAAUGGGAACGUUCCCCCGGGCGGGAGGACCCGGGCCGCCUAGGGGAGUGCCCCCCGGGCUCACCCCGCAAGGCGGCAUGCGGGGCAUGGGUCCCCCCAUGGGUCCCCCCAUGGGCAUGGGCGGCCGCAUGAACGGACCCAGGAUGAUGGGGCCACGUGGGCCUGGCGGGCCCAUGGGGCCGAUGGGGCAGAUGGGGCCCAUGGGUCAGAUGGGUCCCGGCGGAGGCGGUCCUAUGAGGAUGGGAGGUCCAGGACCCCCUGGCGGUCCUGGCGGUCCUGGCGGCCCUGGUCCCCACGGAGGGCCGGGGCCCGGCAUGAUGGGCGGGCCGCACCACGGGCCGAUGGGCCCCGGCGGCCCCGGCCAAGGCUUCCAACGACCUGGCAUGCCUGGAGGCCUUGGAGGGCCUGGAGGACCCGGAGGACCUGGCAGUCUCGGCGGCCCCGGAGGAUUAGGAGGCCCUGGAGGUCCCGGUGGACUUGGCCCUGGAGGACUUGGAGGUCCUGGAGGACUAGGAGGUCCUGGAGGACUAGGAGGUCCUGGAGGACUAGGAGGUCCUGGAGGACUAGGAGGUCCUGGCGGACUUGGAGGAGGACCCACCGGCUCCGGCAUGUUAGGCGGGCCAGGAGGCUUCGGAGGACCGCCGUUCGGAGGGGCCGCCGCACACGCACCCCCACCACCUCCAGGUGGAGUUCCAGACGUGGAUCUGAGUCAUCUUAGCGAAGAAGAACGGGCGAUGAUUCAGAAUGUGAUGGCGAAAGCGCAACAACUAGACAAAGGAGAAACAGGGCCAACAAUAAAUAGUAGAAAAGAGCUUGACGCACGGGGAGCACUGCACCCACCAGACAAUAGAGCUAACCAAUUCGGGUUCAAAUCGUGUUCCAUAUGCCACAUGCGGGAGGUGGGCAACGGCGUGGGGCAGGAGUGUGUUGAAUGUAGAAGCCUCACCUGCCACAUGUGUGGCGCUCUAGUUCCAAGCCACGACUCUAACAAGAAUACGGAAUGGAUGUGUAAAAUGUGUAUGAAAAGAACGAAUGUCCAGCCUGUGCCUUGGCAACCGCCUGGACGAAAUCCUCAGACUGGCCAACAGCAACAGCCGUGGGACUCGCAACUGCGAAGGACGGGCAGCCUGGAGCGCGAGCGUGGAGCAUACAGUUCAACAAUGGACGAAGCGACUGGGCGGGGGCCCAUGAGUUCCAGCGGCAUGCCAUUGACUGGGUCGCAGUCCCUCCCGCAGUCUCCAAGAGGGCAGUUGCGGUCGCAGAGAUCUCUCGACGGAGCUCUGGGGGGGUCCCUCGGAAGAGGGACGGAAUUAGGACGCGGUAGGGGUAUGUCAGCGCGGCCAGGCUCAAGAGAGAGUAUGUUUGAGGCUCAGCAUAGGGACCUCAUGGGCAAUGAUUACCCUCCCAGAAAUGGCAUGGACAUAGAUAGGCAACUAGGACAAUAUGGGGAAAUGUCCGAGUUAAACUUUUUGGCAAAGCAGCAGCAGCAGCAACAACAACAGCAGCAGCAACUUCUACAACAAAAUCAAAGUUUACAAACUCAACAAUCCCAAGCUCAAAGUCAACAAACUCAACAGCAACAGCUUCAGAACCAGCAGCAGCAACUACAAAUUCAACAGCAGCAGCAACAACUACACCAACAGCAACAGCGCCAGCGGGAAGUUCACCAGCAGCAGCAGUUGCAACAAGAGCAACAGCACAUGCAGCAACAGCAACAGCUUCAGCAGGAACAGCAAAUUCGUAAUACUCCGCACACUCAGCAAAUUCAACAGCAACAAGCUCUGCAACAGCAGCAGGUUCUGCAAGCGCAGCAGCUUCAACAACAACAGCAAGAGCAGCUCAACAAACUUCAACAGCAGAUGCUGCAGUUGCAACAACAGCAACAAGAGGUCAAGUUACAGGCACAAGCUCUUCAGCAACAGCAAAUGCAGAACAAAACCGGAAGAAUGAUCGAUUUACAGGGUGCCAUUUCGGCCCCAGCCGCGGUCCCCCAGGGCUCUCCUCCCCUUACGAGGGCCGACAAGGCACUGCUACCGCGACGGUCCAGCAGGUCACCCAAGUUGUCACCUAUCCUGGACAUGUCUCCUUCGGUCGAAACGGCCAGUCAGCUGGAACACGGCCAGGGAGGCUCCGGGCUGGACCCGGCGCAGGCACAAGGCCUGUACGGUGCUCAAACUAGCUUGGCAGGCGCUAUGGGGGGCCUGGGGGCGCACACCUCUGUGGCCCCGGGCAUGACCACCCUCUCUGGAAUGACUGGACUCAACAACAUGGGCUCGGGGCUUGGCAUGGGCGGUCUGCAGGGGAUGCAGGGCCAGAUGGGAGCCAUGGGCAAGAUGGUGACGGGCGCGCCCACGGUCACCACGUCCAGCACCAGCAUCAGCGGCAUGCUGGCGGACUUCAGCCGCGCACUGGGGCUGGGCAGCACGUCACCAAGGCCGUCGCCGUCCGAGGAGCGGCCGGCAUACGACCCCCACGACCCACUGGCGGCGCUCCACCCGCCGCCACUAUACGGCAGCGCGGGCUCCACCAACACCUCCACGAGCUCCAGCGUGGCCGGCACCAUGCACGGCCUCGCCGGCAACACCAAUCUCACAUCGACGGCCGGCAUGGUGGGGUCCAUGGCGGCGCAGGGCAUGGCGGCGCAGGGCAUGGCUGCCGGCGUAGCGGCGCAGCAGAACAAUCUCCUCACGCAGCAAACCGUCGCCCACCAGCAACAGCUCCAGCACCAGGUGCAGCAGCUGGCCAAGCAGAACGCGCUGCAGCAGCAACACCAACAGCAGCUGCAGCACCAGUUGCAGCAACAGCUGCAGAUGCAGCAGGAGGAGCAGAUGCAGCAGCAGUACCUGCUUCAAGAACAGGCCCACCAGACCCAGAUGCUGCACCAGCAGCUGCAGCAGCAGGCAGCGCAGGCGGCGCAGCAGCAGCACGUGGUGCAGCAAGUGGCGCAGACCGCAGUGCAGCUGCAGCAGCAGCAGGCCGCCGUGCAGCUCUUCCCGCAGCACAUGACGCCCCAGCAGCAGCAGAUGUACCAGCAGCAGAUGCAGCAGCAGCACCAAGCGCAGCACCUCAAGAAGACGCGCCGGUCGCUGCCGCACCAGCACCAGGGCGGCAUGAUGAACCAGCAGGACCUGGGCAUGCGCCAGACGGGCCGCACGCACCUGGGCACCAGCCAGCCCGUGACGAGCGGGUCGCUGUCGCCGUACGCCACGCCUCAAGGCACGCCGGUGGGCACGCCGCGGGGGCCGCGCGACCAGGGCGGUGACUCGUCCGACACGCUGUCCGAGACGGACUCGCAGAAGAGUCUGCGCAUGCGGCGCAAGCUGCCAGCCAUCCCACCCGAAGAGCCCGCGCCGCUGCCCUGCAACAAGAAGCGGGACCGGAAGAGCCACUCGGCGGACCGCUUCCGGUCCUUCUCCCCGCUGCGCCAGGCGUCGCUGGACGGGUCGUCGGCGAGGUCCUCUUCGCUGAUGCUGACGCGGCCCUCGGCGUCCGAGACCAACCUGCGCAAGAUCGCGCACGGCGUGGACCAGGUGCCGCGGCCCGGGUCGGCGCUCGGCCUGCUGCAGGGCUCCAGCGUGGUCAGCUCCACGGGGCUGCCCGUGUCCACGUCCUCGCUGUACGCCAGCACGCAGAUGAGCGACAUCGCGUCCGUGCUGCCGCCCGACCUCAGGCACCUCUUGGGGCCCGGGGCGGCGGGCGCGGCGGCCACGGCGGCGGCCCACCUGGGCCACAGCGACCCCUACGGCAAGACGAUGCCAAGCUACAUGCAAACGCUCAAAGAGCAGCUCAAGGAAGAGAUGCGCGCGGACAGGAGACGGCUGCUGUCACUGGACAAGGAGAGAGAGCUCCGGUUUCGGCGGGAACGGGAAAAACUGGAAGCGUUGAGGGAUCCUCUCAAACGGCUGGAGAUGCAGAGGAAGAUGGCCUCGCCGGUGCUGUCCCGCUCGAGGAAGCUGCGAGUACACCGACGGCAGCUAUCGGACCCCAAAAUCCACCCUCCCUUUUCGCCCAUCACCGAGGACAGAGAUCUGGAGAACGAGUACGACCGGGGAUACUUGGGCUUCCUCCACAAACCGCCGUACAAGAGUUACGAGUACGAGUCGAUAGACGACGGCCACCGGUCCGAAUGGGACCCAAGCCACUCCUACCUCAGCACCUCGUACGCCGCGGCGGGCGGCGCGCUCCGGGAGACGGCCAUCAACUCCGUCCUCGACGAUGACCGAUAUUUCUCAUCGUCGAGGUCGGGGCUGCGGCGCUCCUCCGACGUGCUGGCCGGCCGCUCCUUGACGCGCAAGCCGCGCAAGCCUCGCUCCUGGCACCCCUCUCCCUACGGCAGCGACGAGGACGACGACGCCGUGUUCCGCGAGGAGAAGAAGGCCAAGAUCAAGGCGGAGAUCGCGCGCCGCCGCCGGGAGAUCGAAGUGAACGACCGCCUGCACGAGGAGCUGGUCCGCCUGGCCAAAAUCCGAGAGAGCGCCGAGCUGGGCUACGACACGCCCCAGACGGCGGCGUCCUCGGCGUCCUUCGCUGCCAACGACCUGGGCGUAGGGGUCCUGGGGCGGCACGCCCCCGUGGGCUCGAGGCACGGCGUGGCCGGCGGCGUCGGUCCGUCCGACUACGCCAGCUCCAGCGUGCUCAAGUCCAUCGACGAGCUGCUCCUCACGGACCCCAUGGACUACACCCACCACCGGUCCCGGUCGCCGCGGCGCCACCACCCUGUCCACGGCCACCCCUUGGGCCACCCCGUCCCCACCGAGGAGGCGGACAGGUCCAUGGACCGGAUCGCCUCCACCUUCCGCACCGACGACUACACGUCCGGCCUGUACGAGCGGCUGUCCGACUUCUCGCCGCUGACGGACUUCACGCCGCACGCCAUGCCCCUCCUCCCGGACAUGCCGACCAGGUCCAGGAAGCUCCUCGAGGACCUGGGCAGCUCGCCCAUCACCGAAUCGGUCUUGGCCCUGCCACAGAAAGGCAAGUACGGUUCCAGACUGUACGCCAAAUGAAAUUCGUUGUUAUUUUCGACCCGAAAUGCGAACGUGUACCCGUCUGCAUUCGCUGAGAGGAGGAUUUGUUAAGUUUUAACCCUUGAAAAAAAUUGUUAUACUUCACCAAUGAAAAUCAUUAAAUUGUUGUUUAUUAUUAUAACGCGCGUGAUGCUUCAUCCGCAGAAAAACUUUUCUAUGAGUCUAUCACUAAAAGAAAUCUUUCUCUUCAUCUCUAUUUUUUCUCUAUCUCGAAUCUCCACAUAUUACGGGAAAAGGGCUUUCUCUAAAUUUUCAAUCUCGAUCUAAGUGAUUUGGCAGGAGUCUUCAUGCAUGCGUCGCAUUGGCAGUGUCCUGCUUUCAACCUGCAUCACCACCCGUCACCGCGCUCCUGGUCGAGAGCCAAGAGUGUCUAUCCCAAGCCCUAUCCUUAUUUUUAUUCAGAGACGAUUGCCAUCACAGGAUACGGUCUAUAGUUUCCAUUCCAUUCGAAAUUCCUCCUUGCACUGAUUAUACAUAAGUACAUUGCAUCUCUCAAAUUGUAGAAAUCCACAUUAAAAUUACAAUACCAGUUUCUCAAAAUUGAAAACGUAAGUAGACAAUUUGUCAAACCAGCACAAUGAAUGGCGAGAAUGGCCUGUCGACUGUGAUAGCAACCCUCUCUACCCUUCGCCACCAUAUCUUUCUUUCUCAGUGUUGUAUAUUUACUAUCGCUUUCUGAAUAUUGUCACGUUAUUGGCUGCUGUGUGUUUAAAUGUGUGUUUUGUACGUGGGAUUCAGCUGAUAUUCAAAACAUUAGAAAAAUAACAUAGAUAAGGUUGCUGUGAUUUACUAAAUGCCUAGUGUUUCAUUUUAUAGAUUGGUAUUUUUCUUUGUUUGGUGGGAGGGGUUUGGGGGGGUCUGAUAUACCUUGUUUAUUUUUUAAUUUAAAGUGGAAGUGAAAACAAUAAUUUGGACUGUACAAGUGUGGAAGUACCAUUCCAAGAUCGCAAUAAGGGACAGCUUUUUUGUAGGUCAUGUUAAGUGUAACUGCCAUCACUUGCCACGUAACCGUCACCGUCAUCAUGUUCGCCAUCAUCAAACCAUCACAGCUGUCUCUACUCCCCGACAGAUCGAUUUUAGUUCACGUGCUUGCCAAGAUGCCAACCUCAGGGGUAGAAGCACAAUAUUUCGUGGAGAGAAAGAGAGAGAAAUUGCACUACUUGAUUCAUAUCAGCUUAAGAGACAAAUAAUAAAAAGCUUAGCGCUGGCCGGGGUUGCGGCAUCGAAACCAGGCCAGGCUUUGUACAUUGCCUUAAUUCUUAUCAUUCGGUAAUAAAUUAAACGCUAUGGUACUUAAUAAUUUUAUUAUUGACGAGAGCAAGUUUAGGUUUUGGGAGGUAUUUCACGCCUCUCGCUGCUGUUGAGCCUGUGAGGCUGUUGUGAUAGCAUCACCCUGAUGUUUCUUUUGUUUGCCUCAAAAGCAGUGUUUAACUCUCAUGUAGCACUUUCCGAGUCAAAUUUGUAUCGGAGAAUAUUUCCCGGUAUGUGUGAGCUCCUGUUUUGCCCGUAAAUCCCAUAAACUUAAGUUUUGCUGGUGUUGGAAUUAUUUUGUAAAAGUGUUCUGGCCAUUAGGGGCACUAGGGGCACAACGCAAGUUUAUUGCUAUUGCAUAUUUUCAUGUGAUAGCAUGCGGACUCUGGGUGUCCCGUUUACGGCUUUCCGAUUACCGCCGAUACGUUACCUGACUGUUAUGGCUUCCGUUUUAAUGCCACGGACUUCGGCUUUAAUGUAUUAUGUACAAAUGCAUAUACAAUACACGUUUUGUAAUUAAAAGUUUUUAAGGAAAUCAAAGGAUUUUUAAAGGACAAAUACCAAAUUUCGUUAAUAAGCUGGCAAAGCUCUGCAAAUUCGCCUGAUAGGCAGUGAAUUUCCGCUGUUGUCUUUAUUGGACCACACUCUAUUGUAACUGUUACGAAACUUUGUCACAAUAAAAGGGUUUAUUGUAGAA
This is a messenger RNA of Thrips palmi, 7159 nucleotides long. RefSeq lists its product as uncharacterized. NCBI's taxonomy places the organism in Eukaryota, Metazoa, Arthropoda, Insecta, Thysanoptera, Thripidae. The transcript has 21 exons. The record is from RefSeq and is a predicted model, not a curated record. Bases 1 to 5190 code for a protein of 1729 amino acids.